AUCACUAGAGGUCACAAUUGGGCAACGGUUUGUUUACAAAAAAAGUUUAAACAUUUCGGUGGUUUUUCGAGCGAUUGACUGGAUAACCGCGCCGUGAAUUGUGCAGAGGAGUGAGACGCAAGAGUGAAGGACGAGGCGAGACGUCAGCAUUGGGUGCCGGAGUUUGCGCAACUUUGUGUGUUGGAGCCUGGAGCCGAAAAUAAAACAAAAAUAAAAAACAGGAAACGGAAGAAGGGAAGGCAGCAAACUAACGGUAACACGGCAGCGGUAAAGGUGAAAAGUGCGAGCGGUAGGACAGUAGCUAAUGUGGAGCGAGCACGAUAGAUAGGCAAGGAUCCAAUCAUUGAGCAACGAAAUCGCAACGAAAACCACCUUCAGUUCAAUAAAUUCCCAAAGGCUGGCCAUGUAGUACAGUGGAAACUACCAGUAGAGUAACAGCGACCACUUAAUGAACAACAAGAACAACAACAACAACACCGAGGUGCCCUUAGACAAUCCAUUCGUACAAAUCAACAAAACAAGAAAUUGAAAUUGAUAACUGCCGAAUUUUCUGAACUACUAACGACAAUAAAACGAGAUAUAAAACCAAGUGCAAUAAGGAACCAAUCGCAGGAUACAGGACGAAAGCAGUAAGCAGCCAGAAUGGGACGCAAAGUGACUGUGGCGGUGUCCACUCUGAAUCAGUGGGCCCUGGACUUUGAGGGCAAUAUGGCAAGGAUAUUGCAAUCCAUCCUGGAGGCCAAGGAUAUGGGUGCCAGCUAUCGCACCGGACCAGAGCUAGAGGUUUGCGGCUACAGCUGCGAGGAUCAUUUCCGUGAACCGGACACAUUCCUGCAUUCGUGGGAGGUGCUGCUGGAGGUCAUGAUGUCGCCCAUUUGCGACAACAUGCUGGUGGAUGUGGGCAUGCCGGUGAUGCAUCGCAAUGUGGCCUAUAAUUGCCGUGUGGCGUUCUUUAAUCGCCAGCUUCUGCUGAUCCGGCCAAAGAUGGCCAUGUGCGAUGAUGGCAACUAUCGUGAGACACGCUGGUUCACCGCCUGGACCAAGUCCCUGCAGACGGAGGAGUUUGUCCUGCCGCGUAUGAUUGCCCAGCAUACGGGCCAGCAGACGGUGCCAUUCGGGGAUGCGGUCAUAGCCACCAGGGACACUUGCCUCGGCUACGAGAUCUGCGAGGAGCUGUGGAAUGUGAGAAGCAAACACAUCGAGAUGUCACUGGCUGGCGUCGAGCUGAUCGUCAACAGUUCCGGCAGUUACAUGGAGCUAAGGAAGGCCCACAUCACCACCGAUUUGAUACGGAAUGCCAGCUUCAAGGCCGGCGGUGCCUAUCUCUUCAGCAAUCUGCGUGGCUGCGAUGGUCAGCGGGUGUACUUUAACGGCUGCUCGGCCAUUGCUCUGAACGGUGAGCUCCUGGCCCGCGGACAGCAGUUUGCCCUUCAGGAUGUGGAGGUUACGUUGGCCACCAUCGAUCUGGAGGAGAUCCGUGCCUACCGCGUUAGCCAGCGUUCUCGCUGCUCGACGGCUGCCGGAGCGGCCAACUAUCCGCGGAUUCACUGCGACUUUGAGAUGUCGACGCACAGUGACAUCUUCAAGACCUCCACGCCGCCCCUCAACUGGCCGAAUCACACACCGGAGGAGGAGAUCGCACUGGGUCCCGCCUGCUGGCUAUGGGACUAUCUGAGGCGGUCGGGACAGGGUGGCUUCUUUUUGCCCCUGAGCGGAGGGGUUGACUCCAGCAGCUCGGCCACCAUUGUGCAUUCCAUGUGUCGUCAGAUCGUCCAGGCUGUCCAGCUUGGUGAUGCUCAGGUGCUUCACGACAUACGCAAGAUUCUGGCCGAUAUGGAGUAUACGCCGGAUAAUGCCGCCGGGUUGUGCAACCGCCUGUUGGUGACCUGCUUCAUGGGCAGCGUGAAUAGCAGCAAGGAGACAAGGCGUAGGGCCGCUCAGUUGGCCAACCAGUUGGGCAGCUAUCACAUCGAGAUAAGCAUCGAUUUGGCGGUCAAUGCCCUGCUCGGGAUAUUCAAUGCGGUGACGGGUCUCACGCCCCGGUUCAAGACGCAAGGUGGCUGUGCCCGCCAGAAUCUGGCGCUGCAGAACAUUCAGUCACGGAUUCGGAUGGUGCUCGCCUACAUCUUUGCUCAGCUGAUGCUUUGGGUGCGUAACCGGCCAGGCGGACUCCUUGUCCUCGGUUCGGCCAAUGUGGAUGAGUCGCUGCGCGGUUAUCUGACCAAGUAUGACUGCUCCUCGGCGGACAUCAAUCCGAUUGGUGGCAUCUCCAAGAUGGAUCUGCGCCGGUUUCUGAUCUAUGCCAAGGAUAAAUUCAAUCUGCCGGCGCUGGAGUCAAUCAUAGAUGCACCGCCCACCGCCGAACUGGAGCCGCUGCAGGAGAACGGAGAGCUGCAGCAGACGGAUGAGCAGGAUAUGGGCAUGACCUACGCUGAGCUCACCGAGUACGGACGCCUGCGCAAGCAAUCCUUCUGCGGACCCUACAGCAUGUUCUGCCGCCUGGUGGCCACCUGGAAGGGUGACCUCAGUCCCAAGGAAGUGGCCGACAAGGUAAAGCACUUUUUCCGCUGCUAUGCUAUUAAUAGACAUAAGAUGACCGUGCUGACGCCAUCGGUGCAUGCGGAAAGCUACAGUCCGGAUGACAAUCGCUUCGAUCAUCGUCCAUUCCUCUAUCGUCCCAACUGGAGCUGGCAGUUUAAGGCCAUCGAUGAUGAGGUUGAAAAGCUGCAACCCAUCUAUACGCCAUCCUCUUCGGCGCAGCUGCGCCCCAGCAGCGAAGAUUUGCUGCUGUCUACGCAGAGAUCUUCGCAUCUCGAUGACUCCAAGCACUCCUCGCCCCUGUCCUCGGCAUCCGCAUCAAUUGACGUUGGCAUAUCAACGGCGGCGGGGGUUCCCCUGCCAGGUGCCGCCGCUGCUCCUGGCGGUGGCCUCUCCAAGAAACCCAGUGGUUACUCCAAGGUGCAUGUAAAUGUCCUAGGCAAGAUCAAGGAUCGCACGGGCAUUCCCGUCUAGGAACCACAAACAAACUCGCAAAACACUGUUGAAGUUAUACAAAGGAAACAUUUUUUUUUUUUUUUGUACCACAGCU
This is a messenger RNA of Drosophila serrata, 3088 nucleotides long. It is a transcript of the gene Nadsyn, whose product is annotated as NAD synthetase. Lineage: Eukaryota; Metazoa; Arthropoda; Insecta; Diptera; Drosophilidae. Gene Ontology annotation, biological process: NAD+ biosynthetic process. Gene Ontology annotation, cellular component: cytoplasm. The record is from RefSeq and is a predicted model, not a curated record. Gene Ontology annotation, molecular function: glutaminase activity; ATP binding; NAD+ synthase (glutamine-hydrolyzing) activity.